AUGCUAGACAGGUGUGCCAAGGAACGUGUUCUUAAGUAACUAUAUUUCGGACUUGCAGGGGUAUUCAUUAAGUUAUGUGCGUAAAGCCGUUAAAAAGAAGUAUUGAAAGGACAACAAUUAUACUUUGCAAAUUGACCCACCCCCACACCCUUUAUAAGGUUCUAAUACCUUUUUUUUUAUCUUUAGUUUUGUAUGAAUUACCAUCAGCUGGUCUAUUUCCAUUGUCCUCCAAGUGUUUGUAAAAUUGCCUUAGAAGGAAAUAGGCAAAAGGGCUUUUAAGAAGUAAAAGAAGAAAGUUACGUGGAAAAUAGGACUUGUUGUGUUGUAUAUGGUUGUGGUAAUGGGAGAUAUGAGCAUCAACUUGGUGCUUCAUCAUGGGACAAUGUUGCCUCAUGAACAUGUAACUUCACUAGUAAAACCUGUGAGGCAAUGUGCAAGCUUUCAUUUGGUUUCUGCAACUUGUGCUGUUACCAGUACUAGCAGUAAAGCUCAAAGAUGGAAACGCCUUGUCAAAAGUUGUUCUGUCAGGGAAAUUGUUACUGCUAGUGAUGAAAACUAUGGGAACAAGCAGGUUGUUAGUCUCACGCCUCGCUUGUAUGACUAUGUCCUCCAAAAUGUUCGGGAACCAGAGAUUCUAAGGCAACUGCGACUAGAGACGGCGUCUAUGCGUGGAAGCCAGAUGCAGGUGUCUCCCGACCAAGGACAACUACUUGCAAUGCUUGUGCAGAUUCUUGGAGCAGAACGGUGUAUUGAAGUCGGCGUUUACACUGGUUACUCAUCACUAGCCAUCGCAUUAGUCCUUCCAGAAUCAGGUCGCUUAGUUGCAUGUGAAAGAGAUGCAAAAUCUCUUGAUGUUGCCAAGAAGUAUUAUCACCUUGCUGGUGUUUCACAUAAGGUGGAUGUAAAACUUGGACUUGCAGAACAUUCCUUAGAAUCUCUAAUUAUGAAUGGUGAAGCAGGAAGCUAUUAUGACUUUGCAUUUAUUGAUGCUGAGAAAAAAAUGACUGAGAAAUAUUUUGAGCUGCUACUACAACUGGUGAGGGUUGGAGGUCUUAUUGUAAUUGAUAAUGUCCUUUGGCAUGGAAAAGUUGCUGAUCCAUUGGUAAGUGACUCUAAAACAACCAGCAUUAGAAAUUUUAAUCAACGGUUAAUGGAAGACAAGCGUGUAAGCAUCAGUAUGGUGCCUAUUGGAGAUGGGAUGACAAUCUGUCGGAAAAGAUGACCCAUUUUUGAAGAGUUUUUUAGUUCUACGCGAUUGCGAUUGAACUCUUCGGGGUAAUUAUACUUCUGCGAGAUCAAAGGAAAGCAAAGUUAUAUAAAUUAUUACAUGUUCUUAACUUGAGGUUUAGCAGUCUAGUCUCUUAGGCUCGUCUUGGGAAGGACCUGAGAACUGCAUAAUGAAGAAUAGCAUUUUAGCAAUCAUAGGGAAUGUGGAACACUAGAUUUUUGUGAACUUCUCUGUUCAGUUUUUCUACACACUAAAGGUGGAAGAUCAAUUAGAAUAAUUAUUGAAAGCUUAGAGAAAUGAGAGAGAAUGCUUUCAUUGGAUGGAUGAGAUAACAUGUGUAGGAAGACUUUAUUGUAGGAUUAUUAGUUUGCUUAAGAGCCUAGUCUAGGGAACACAUUGAGAUGUGUAAAUGUACUUUUAGUAAAAAGUUUGGUACCUUUAAGAAAGAUUAUGGUUGAAGAUGGUAGUUAUGCUGGCAGCAUUAUGCUAACAUCGGAUUUGGCUAAAUUAAGAAUCCCGCUACACCUCUUAAUGAUCCAAUAACUUUGAUAUUACUUUUGUGAAACAACAAGCCAAUAUGGUCUCUCAUCUUUUAUCACGAGCGUCUAUAUUUUUUCCUUGUUAA
This is a messenger RNA of Cicer arietinum (chickpea), 1853 nucleotides long. RefSeq lists its product as uncharacterized. Lineage: Eukaryota; Viridiplantae; Streptophyta; Magnoliopsida; Fabales; Fabaceae. Gene Ontology annotation, molecular function: O-methyltransferase activity; S-adenosylmethionine-dependent methyltransferase activity. The record is from RefSeq and is a predicted model, not a curated record.